Messenger RNA from Colletotrichum spaethianum, 885 nucleotides. Its product is annotated as tRNA A64-2'-O-ribosylphosphate transferase. Gene Ontology annotation, molecular function: tRNA 2'-phosphotransferase activity. The transcript has 2 exons. The record is from RefSeq and is a predicted model, not a curated record. Bases 1 to 885 code for a protein of 294 amino acids. Lineage: Eukaryota; Fungi; Ascomycota; Sordariomycetes; Glomerellales; Glomerellaceae. Gene Ontology annotation, biological process: tRNA splicing, via endonucleolytic cleavage and ligation.
AUGGCCGAUCAGUCCGUUGAGGCCGCGACCGCGGUUGAGGAUAAGACGCAGAAGAGGGGAGAACGUAGAGGCGGGAAGGGUGGCGGACGAGGGGGAGGCGGUGGGGGACAGCCGAGGGAGGUGUUGGUUUCUAAGGCGCUUUCGAGGCUUUUGAGACACCAGGCUGAGAACGCCGGAGUGAAGCUUGAUGAGGGCGGGUACGCGCCGUUGGACAAGGUGCUGGCCUACGGUCCUAUCCGAUCCCUGCAGGUAGCCUUUUCCGACAUCCAAGCCGCCGUCACCACGUCGGACAAGCAGCGCUUCGCCCUCAAGCCCAACGCCGCGACGAACCCCUCGCUGGACGAGACCUCGACGGAGCCCUCGCACUGGCUGAUCCGCGCGAACCAGGGCCACAGCAUCAAACUCGACUCCGCGUCCCUUUUGACGCCCAUCACCUUGGAGGCGGGCAACGUGCCCGAGGUCGUGGUGCACGGGACGUACUUUGCGUUCUGGAAGGCCAUUGAAGAGUCGGGCGGGCUGAAGAGGAUGGGGCGGAACCACGUUCACUUCGCGACGGGGCUGCCGGGGGACGACAAGGGCGUCGUGAGCGGCAUGAGGAAGGACGCCGAGGUGCUGGUGUAUGUCGACGUCGAGAGGGCGCUGAGGGACGAGGGGAUGAAGUGGUGGGUCAGCGAGAACGGGGUCGUGCUGACGGAGGGGGACGAGGAGGGGAGGGUCCCGACGAGGCUGUUCCGGGAGGUUUGCGCGAGGGACGAGACGGCGGGGGUGGGUGUGCUCUGGAGGGACGGGGAGAAGGUUGGGGAGUUGCCCGAGGGGUUGAAGAUGAGGGCGCCGCCGGGCAAGGGGCGGGGCGGUCGUGGUGGGAGAAGGGGCGGGAAGGCGUGA